Phyllostomus hastatus (greater spear-nosed bat) is the source of this 3780-nucleotide messenger RNA. RefSeq names its product NFKB repressing factor (gene NKRF). The record is from RefSeq and is a predicted model, not a curated record. The transcript has 3 exons. The coding region runs from base 413 to 2767 and encodes 784 amino acids. Gene Ontology annotation, molecular function: RNA polymerase II cis-regulatory region sequence-specific DNA binding. Lineage: Eukaryota; Metazoa; Chordata; Mammalia; Chiroptera; Phyllostomidae. Gene Ontology annotation, cellular component: nucleoplasm; nucleolus. Gene Ontology annotation, biological process: negative regulation of DNA-templated transcription.
CCGCCGGACAGCACGCGGGUAGGUAGGCUGGAACUUAGAGGAAGGCUAGCAGAGUGUGCUGGUGUCUUUUCCCCCCCCUUUUGACCGUGCAGAGCGUGUAUCUGCGGGUGGCUGGAAGUUUGGAGCGCAGGGCCUGGCUCAGCGUUCCUGGCACGGGAGUGACUGCAGUGGGCGCCCUCCUGCCCCACCACGAGUUGGAGGAGUGCUGCAAGCGUGUGCCCCCGCGUCGGGAAGUGAUCGCCUUUUCCUCUUUAACAGUCACCCUCCAUGCACACACCCUAGUCCCCUGAGAGUUGGUCUUCGUGCCACAGCGCGCCCCUCCUUACCCGGCCCCUCCUACCGGCCCAGUGCCCGCUUGCUCCAGGUCGGUAGUUGGCUUCAUCCCCGGUGGCCCUGCUUGGGGGCGGAGAAGAUGGCUGGCGGACGUCUGCUUUUGGGGGGCGACUUCCUGUCGCCUCCACCGCUGCCCCCCCUCCCGCCGCCGCCUCUGCCGCCCCUCCCGCCACCCCCGCCGGAGCCAGUGCUGGAGCAGUGGCGCUAUAGCCACGAAAGUGACUGGCAGUGGGCUCUGCGACGCAGCUUCAUCUGUCGGCACCUGCACAGCUAUCCCGGGGCUGCCCUCGACCAGCUCCUUGCUCUCUCCGCCGCCUGGACCAACCACGUUUUCCUGGGCUGCAGGUACAGCCCGCGCUUGAUGGAAAAAAUUCUUCAAAUGGCUGAAGGUAUUGAUAUUGGGGAGAUGCCUUCAUAUGAUCUGAUGCUGCCCAAACCUUCCAAAGGUCAAAAACGUCAUCUUUCAACAUGUGAUGGUCAAAAUCCUCCUAAAAAGCAAGCCGGUUCCAAAUUCCAUGUGAGACCUCGUUUUGAGCCUGUACAUUUUGUAGCUAGUAGUUCAAAAGAUGAAAGACAGGAAGAUCCUUAUGGCCCUCAAACAAAAGAGGUAAAUGAACAAACACAUUUUGCCAGCAUGCCGAGAAACAUCUACCAAGAUUAUACUCAAGACUCUUUCAGUACACAAGAUGGGAAUUCUCAGUAUUGUGAUUCAUCAGGAUUUAUUUUCACAAAAGACCAACCUGUAACAGCCAACAUGCAUUUUGACAGUGGGAACCCCGCCCCAAGCAGCACACCACAGCAGGCAAACUCUCAGUCACCUCCUGAGCCUUCACCAUCACAGACAUUUCCUGAGUCAGUGGUAGCCGAGAAGCAGUAUUUUAUUGAAAAAUUAACAGCGACUAUCUGGAACAACCUUUCUAAUCCAGAGAUGACUUCCGGAUCUGAUAAAAUUAAUUACACAUACAUGUUAACUCGUUGUAUUCAGGCAUGUAAGACAAAUCCUGAGUAUAUAUAUGCUCCUUUAAAAGAAAUCCCUCCUGCUGACAUCCCCAAAAAUAAAAAACUCCUAACAGAUGGUUACGCUUGUGAAGUUAGAUGCCAAAAUAUCUACUUAACUACAGGUUAUGCUGGCAGCAAGAAUGGGUCCAGGGAUCGAGCUACUGAGCUAGCUGUGAAACUCUUGCAGAAACGUAUUGAAGUUAGGGUUAUCCGACGGAAAUUCAAGCACACAAUUGGAGAGGACCUUGUGGUGUGUCAGAUUGGCAUGCCUUCAUAUGAAUUUCCUCCAGCUCUGAAACCACCAGAAGAGCUGGUGGUGCUGGCUAAAGAUGCCUCUGGGCAGCCGAUUUUUAAUGCUUCCGCCAAACAUUGGACCAAUUUUGUGCUUACAGAAAAUGCAAAUGAUGCAAUUGGUAUCCUUAACAAUUCUGCCUCAUACAACAAAAUGUCAGUUGAGUACAAAUACGAGAUGAUGCCAAAUCGCACAUGGCGUUGUCGAGUGUUUUUGCAAGAUCAUUGCUUAGCUGAAGGUUAUGGAACCAAAAAAACAAGUAAACAUGCAGCUGCCGAUGAGGCCUUGAAAAUCCUUCAAAAAACACAACCCACUUACCCAUCUGUCAAAGGUUCACAGUGCCAAACAGGCUCUUCACCCAGGGGAUCUGGCAAGAAGAAAGAUAUAAAGGAUCUUGUAGUUUACGAGAAUUCUUCAAAUCCUGUGUGCACGCUCAACGACACAGCUCAGUUUAACCGAAUGACAGUUGAAUAUGUCUAUGAAAGAAUGACAGGCCUCCGAUGGAAAUGCAAGGUGAUUCUAGAGAGUGAAGUAAUUGCAGAAGCAGUUGGAGUGAAGAAAACUGUCAAAUAUGAAGCUGCUGGAGAAGCUGUGAAAACCCUCAAAAAGACUCAGCCGACUGUCAUUAACAACUUAAAGAAAGGAGCUGUUGAAGAUGUGAUUUCAAGAAAUGAAAUUCAGGGCCGCUCAGCAGAGGAGGCUUACAAACAACAAAUCAAAGAAGAUAACAUAGGUAAUCAGCUGCUGAGAAAGAUGGGUUGGACGGGUGGUGGUUUAGGUAAAUCUGGCGAGGGCAUUCGGGAGCCAAUCUCUGUCAAAGAGCAGCAUAAGCGGGAAGGGCUUGGUCUUGAUGUAGAGAGGGUAAAUAAAAUUGCCAAGAGAGAUAUUGAACAGAUCAUCAGAAACUAUGCCCGCUCUGAGAGCCACACAGAUUUGACUUUCUCUACAGAACUGACUAAUGAUGAGCGGAAGCAAAUACAUCAGAUUGCCCAGAAGUAUGGUCUUAAGAGUAAGUCUCAUGGGGUAGGCCAUGAUAGGUACCUGGUGGUAGGUAGAAAAAGACGGAAGGAAGACCUACUAGAUCAGCUCAAACAGGAAGGCCAAGUGGGGCAUUAUGAGCUUGUGAUGCCUCAAGCAAAUUAGAUCUUACUAACUUAUUUUGUAAAUGCCUAAUGAGGCAUAUCUAUGAAUUACAGAAAUGCUACAUGUUCCAGUUGCAGAGUAUAAUCAUUCUUAAGAUGUUUCACCUUGUUCAUUUCAUAUAGUGCUUUAUUAGAUAUUGGGACCUGAAAAAUUCUGUCCACUUGUAUUAGCUUAAUCCAGCAGAUGAUAUUGUGCAAUUACCGUUUGUGUCUUUGAUAUUGCUGUGCCCCCAGACUUUAGUCAUUUGUACAAAGCAAGAACGCAGAUCCAAGUGGAAUUUCACCCUGACAAAGAAACUCCCAUUUUAAAGGGCAUAGCACAGCACUCUGCAACAAUAUGUGAGGUUGAUAUUAAUUACAAGAAAAUCACAGUCUUAAUUCCAGACUUACGAUGUCAGAUCAUUUUGUAUUAUCUAUUUUCAUUUUUCUGUGAAGCCAGUUAUAGCUGUUUAACAGUAAAUUGUGCUGUAUGUGUAAAUGUCCUUACAGACUAAAUGAUGUAAAACUUUCUUAAAGUAAUUUUAGUGUUCACUUAUUUAUAACUUCUACCAUGUGGUUUUCAGAAUAUUGGAAGUGAUUUACUGUACCUUGUGAUAUAUCAAUUUUAACAAAAAGUCUUCAUGCUGAGAGAGCACUACUUGAGAGAGCACUUGAAAAGUUUCAGAAACUUUCAUUUAAUCUGAAGAAAGGAAGCUGGAGCUGUUUGUUCUUGGUGCCUUGCAGAGAGACUCACAGCAACUUCCUGUUGUAGCUUUCAUAUGGUUUGGAUGUACAGCACAUCCAAGGUGGCCAGAGCUGCAGUAGAGCUCGGUAAAAGACUGAAGAUACAUUGGUACUUUGAUGAAAAGGUCAGUUGGCUCGUCCUUCUCUCAAACAGCUUAUUAAGCUCCAAAAGCCAACUUUGUAACAUAUUUAAAAUGGCUAUUUUCGCUUAUUCCUGGAAUGUAUAAAGAAAGUAUAUAAAAAGAAUUAGUGUGUGCUUCCUGAAUAAAAAGGAGCCGAAGUUGAUCAAAA